CUCAAUAGAUUCGAGCUGCUAAUCUCAGUGGAGACUGUACACUGAUGAAUGAAAUAGCCAGGUUUAAAUUUGGAUUAAAAGGACACCAUCAGACUUGUGUACGAGACAGAGCAAUUCGUUCCAUUCUCGCUGUUAGAAAAGUUAGCAAAGAAACAGCAGAAAAAGCUGUGGAUGAAGUUUUUGAUGCCUGCUUCAAUGAUCUGGAACCUUUUGGAAGAAUCCCGCACAGUAAAACAGAUGCAAAACGUGCUUAUAGAGACUUUCAGAACAGAGAUCGCUAUAAUGCUAAUUUGUAAAGGAAAAAACAGUGAAAAAAUGUUAGAUCUGAUGGUUCUGUAACAUCUGGAGUUACUGUCUAUGCACACAGGGCUGGUGGAAAGGGUAAUUCUUUCAAAUGUAUUUGUUAAUUUUGUAAACUUUUUCCAGGAGACAACUUCUAUGGAAGUAAAUGAAGUAAAUUAACAAGACUAAAAACCGUGUUUCCUCACGUGUUAUUCCAGCAAGAUAAUUUAAUACACCACGUGACUUGUCAAGUAAUGAUCUGCACAUUUCAAUGCACCUUUAAGUC
Molecule: messenger RNA, 568 nt
Organism: Antrostomus carolinensis (chuck-will's-widow)
Lineage: Eukaryota; Metazoa; Chordata; Aves; Caprimulgiformes; Caprimulgidae
Product: mitochondrial inner membrane protease ATP23 homolog
Exons: 2
Coding region: 45-296 (83 amino acids)
Biological process (GO): mitochondrial proton-transporting ATP synthase complex assembly; mitochondrial protein processing
Molecular function (GO): metalloendopeptidase activity
Source: RefSeq, a predicted model, not a curated record